This is a messenger RNA of Aspergillus aculeatus ATCC 16872, 2700 nucleotides long. RefSeq lists its product as uncharacterized. The record is from RefSeq and is a predicted model, not a curated record. The transcript is spliced from 11 exons. Lineage: Eukaryota; Fungi; Ascomycota; Eurotiomycetes; Eurotiales; Aspergillaceae. Bases 1 to 2700 code for a protein of 899 amino acids.
AUGAUGACUCUCAACACCUCGACUGAUUUUGACCCUCACAGUCAACUGGUGCGGCAUAUUGUUGAUCACUUUGCCGCAACCAAGCCGGUAGCUGUGUAUGCUGAAUACCCACGCAACCUCACAAGCUAUGAAGAUGGGUACCAAUCGGUCACAUACAAAACUCUUGCCAUUGCCAUUAACGGCCUUACUCACUUGCCGGUGGGCCACUUGGGGCCAGGCAGGGGAGAGGUUCUCACCUACGUUGGCCCUAAUGAUUUGCGAUACCCAGCUUUGAUUCUUGAAGCUGUGAAAGCGGGAUACUGCGUAUGGCAAACUUUCUUGACUUCUCCCCGUAACAGCCCAGUGACCCAUCAAUCCUUGUUGCAAAAGCUGGGAUGCACCACGCUGAUCGCUCCUGUACCACGCCCUCCUGCUGCGGCAGCAAUCCUAGAGGCCGUCUCGCUCCAGGUCCUCGGUAUCCUCAGUAUGGAGGAACUCACCUACCUGGAAGCGGCCCUCCAGCCACUGGUCAUAAUCCGUACCUCCUCAGGAUCCACCGGAAUCCCCCAGCCCAUCAAAUGGAUCCACGAGACAACUGUCAAGCACAUGCGAAUGCAAACUAUGAUGCUGCACCCCUUUCACGCUGGUGGAGUGGGGCAUCUAUCGUUCGUCACUAUGCCUGUAGAACUUGAGCUUGUGAUGCCACUCUCUAGAAGCUUGCCUACCGCGGCCGGGAUGGUUGCAGCACGCAAGCACACGCCCUUCAGCUUCACUUUCGUGACACUAUCAAUUGUCUCGAAGCUGGCGCAGACCCCCGAGCUACUGGACUUUGUCCACACCCACUUGGAUUUCCUCGGCUACUGCGGCGGGGAUCUACCCCAGACGAUCGGUGACACUGUGGCUGAGCGGAUCAAACUGGUGAACAUCUACGGUGCCACGGAUAUGGGACUGAUCUCCGCGAUUCACUCGACGACCGACCGAGAUCCGACCAGGGACUGGCGGUAUACGCGUUUCCACCCGCAAUUGGGGGUGCAGAUGCGCCACGUCUUGGAGCAUGAGCUGGUCAUGGUGCGUACGCCUGAGUACGGACGCCACCAGUUCCCUUUCAGUAUCGCCGAUCUGUGGCGCACAACAUCACGUCUGGACGAUAUGAUUGUCUUUUUCAACGGCGAGAAGACAAACCCGAUUUUGAUGGAGCAGCAUAUCGUUGCUGCCAACCGGGAGGUAACCGGCUGCCUGGUCGCCGGUGCUCAACGCUUCCAAGCCGCGCUGAACGUGGAGCUCGGGAAAGCAGAACUAGCACUGAAUGAGGCCAACCGCGCCUGUCCGGCUCACGCACGCAUUGCCAAGAGCCACAUUCUGUUUACCACGCCAGAGAAACCCAUGUUGCGGGCUGGCAAGGGCACUGUUCAACGUGCUGGCACCUUGGCGCAGGCGACCGGGGGCAUGGUGGCAGGGCCCGGCAGCGUGGAUGAUGCUAGCCAGGUCACCGCAUACGUCCGUACCUCUAUCCUGGCCAUCACAGGCUGGAACUACCUGCAGACAAUCACACUGACCCGAGAGCUCAAUUUUGGUCUCAAUCUGCCGGCUAUCAUGCCCAAUCUGAUUUACUUGCAUCUUGCCGUGACGGCGCUCACCCAGGCGGUCCACAAGCUCGGCAGGGCAGCGAAUCGGAUUCCCGAUGAUUGCGCUUCGCGGUCUGCGACUAGACCGUCGACACAGACGGUAGUUCUUACCGGCUCUACGGGUCAACUGGGCUCAUACAUCCUUCAUGCACUCCUUAGCAAUCCCUCCGUGGCACAUAUCCAUUGCCUCAACCGCAAAAAACGCGCUCGAGAGACCCAGCACGAGUGCAUGGUGACGUAUGGUCUAACGCCACUGGCUAACCAUGAGUCUCGCGUGAGCUUUUGGAUAGCGGACUUCAGCCGGGCGGAUCUCGGAUUGCAGCGCAGAGUCUUCAAGCAGCUACACCCCACCUCAGGGCGUGGUGACCUCAUCAAUUUCACAGCUCGCAGCCCGCUGUCUCCGCAUCUGUUCUUUCUCUCCUCCAUCAGCUCAAUCAUAGGCCAUUACACCGACUCCAGCCUCACCUCGGAGACGAUGAUAGCUAGCACCCACUGUGUCCCCACCGGCUGCGCGAACAGCAAGUAUAUCGCCAAGCAUCUGCUCGCCCGCGCUGCUCUUUUCCGGAGUUCGUGGCAUCUCGAGACCCUUCCAGGUACAUUGAGCUCCCCCUUGGAUCGCAUCGACUGGGUCUUAAUCGAUCUUUUGGCUGAAGUUAUAGUGGAUUUAGCACUUCUCGGUGGGGCAAUGGAUGGUUCUGCGCGGGGACAGUUGCAGGUUUACCAUCCUAUUAACCUUCACCCCAAGUCCUGGGAUGAAGUCCUCCCUGUUGUCGCCAAAGAGCUUGCGGCGCGAAGCGGUGUCGAUGAGCUUGACAUAGUCCCACUGCGGGAGUGGGUGCAACGGGUGCGGUUGGACGUCGAGACCGCUGGGCGCGGGGAGGACCGCAAGAAGCUCAACGAGAAGGAGUUGCGACUGCUUCUGGCGUGGAAGCCGGCGGCCAAACUGCUGGAGUUCUUUGAGGGGCUGGUCGGACACACUGAGGCAGAGAAUGCGCUGGAGACGGUGCGUACAGCUGAGAUUAGUGGACGACUGCAGGAGGUGGAGGGGGUGCAGCCGGAAAGGAUUCGGAAGUGGAUUGGGGAGUGGUUGGAUUAG